Messenger RNA from Fonsecaea multimorphosa CBS 102226, 1797 nucleotides. RefSeq lists its product as uncharacterized. The transcript has a single exon. NCBI's taxonomy places the organism in Eukaryota, Fungi, Ascomycota, Eurotiomycetes, Chaetothyriales, Herpotrichiellaceae. The record is from RefSeq and is a predicted model, not a curated record. The coding region runs from base 1 to 1797 and encodes 598 amino acids.
AUGUCUGGUGCCAGCACACCGUCAUGGGCUCCUUGGAAGGUUCUCCUCAAGUGGCAACCUUUCCACAUCGACGCUCUUGGUCUUGUAACACUCUUGGGAGCCGAAGAGGUCAAUGCAGCAUUCGGCCGCCUCGUCAGUAGUAAAUACCUCGAGUACAUGCCGUUACUGGGUGCGUAUGUCAUUUCUGGAAACCGAUUCACUGAGAAAGCCGCUGGAUUCAACCUCUACAACAUAUCACGAGGCAUCCAUACAACCGACCUCGGCGGCUGGUUGACGAGAUGGAUGCUCUCCCAGGAAUUCGAGCAUACCAGCAACUUUGUCAAAUGGACAGUGACGGAACCACAGUCCCGAAAGAACCAGAUAUCCUUCUCCCUAGCCAUAAGCUUCACUUUUAAUGGCUUCCUUGUUGCUGGCACUAUUCUUUCCAAGGACUGGUAUGGCUUUGCUAAUGCAAUGGCUAUGAUCGUGUCCAUCAUCGUUCGUGCCUAUGUCAUCGGUCAGCAACGGGAUGGGCUCGAUGUCAUGGUGGAUAAGGCUGUCAAGGAAUAUGAAGACGAGAAGACGCCCGACCUGAGGAACAGAGCACCGGCUGCAAUACCUAAGGAACCCCAAUCCGAUGGAAGCAAUUGUUCAAGCCCUCCGAACGGAGAGAAGCAAGCGACCCAGAAUGAUAAAAAGACGGAUGCCUGGACCGGAACAGACACCAAAGUCCUCAUCAUCCAAUCUGAUUCGAAAGCGGUUACCUUUUGGAUGCCCAAUGAGUUGCUGAAACCUACAUCGGUUUUUAUUGCAGGGCCUGUGAUCUUGAACCCCAUAACAUAUUUCAUCAUGCGUUCCGUCGGUUGGCUGGCCUUUGCAGUGCACAUUGUCGCCAUCGGCAUGGCCGACUUGGCGAGUCAAAUGUACACCGUCGUACUAAUGGUGCUGCCGACCAUCUUGUUGAUAUUCAAGUUUGGAUGUGACGACUCGGAGUGGAACUUUAAAGGUUGGGUAAGAAGGAAGAUCCGCGGCGAGAAUGCAAAUGGCAAGCCUGAUCAACAGCAAGACGCCGAGAAAAGCGUGAAGCCCACGGAUUUCCGCCUGGUGCGACGCUGCUGGAUCGGGUCCCGGCUCAGGGCAGACAUCUACGAGUGGCCCGAGUCGUACGAGUUUCACGAGGAAGGCGAGGGCAGUAACAAGCGGUGGGUGAGCGGAGUACGAAAGGAAGGACAGAAAUGCUCCAAGAAAGGACAGGAUCUGUACGCCUGGCUCGCGCUCACCUACGACGAGGAAGAGAGCAUGGACAAAUGGGAUCUGUUCCCGCACGACCGCGACGGCAACAUCACGUGGUGGCAGGCGUACAAGCUCAAGAAGGGCACGCUGAAGGGCGACAAGCGCAACAGCAUGGGACCGCAGCAACCCCUUGAUAGUCCGCCAGAAGAUCAGCAAACCAGACUGUUCCAAAUGCCCCGCAGGACAGCCACGGACAGGAUUCUCGGCGGCGGCGCUCUGAGAGGCAGCUCCGCGUUCCCGGCCUUGAGGGACCACGAGUCGCGGAGUCGGCAAAAGACAGAGCAAGGACCCGAUGCCAGCGAGGCCCCGACGAGACGUCCUCAAGUCACCAACCAGCCUCCCAGCACACCGCCAGCAGGUCUCGACGCUGCCGCUGGUGCUGCCACCGGCGCCGCCUCUUCGACCUCCCUCGACGCCCCUGCUUCUUCUGGUGCUCUGGCCCAGUCGCGAACCACAACUGGCUCUCCACACGACGAGAACCAUUCCGAGACACCCCAUUUGUCCCACGAUCAUUCCACCGAGUGA